AUGAAGUUCCUUCUAGAAAUCCGGUCCAUCUGGAUACUUUGUCUCGCUCAGUGGGCAUCUGCAGCAACAGUCUUCUUCCCCAUUACCUUGACUUGGUCUAACAGAACUGCUGCUGGAGUCACUAGGCCGGUGAUCUCGGUCAAUGGCCAGUUCCCUGGGCCACCGUUGAACAUCAAUCAAGGAGAUAAUGUUCAAUUUUUGGUCAAUAAUAGGUGCCCUUUCAAUACGACUGUUCAUUUCCAUGGAAUCGAACAGAUAGGAACACCCUGGUCGGAUGGUGUUCCCGGUGUCUCUCAGCGUUCCAUCCUACCCAACAGCUCAUUCCUUUACAGAUGGACGGCUAAUGAUUACGGUGCAUACUGGUAUCAUGCACAUCACCGUGGAUCUCUUGAAGAUGGCCUUUUUGGGCCAAUCUAUAUUAGACCUGGCCCCUCUGUGCAAAGACCUUUCAGCCUCAUCUCGAAUGGCACUUCGCAGUUGAAUGCUAUGCUGGCAGCUGAGAGGGCAACCCGUCCAGUCUUGAUCUCGGAUUGGCGUUCUCUCACAUCAGAACAAAUCUGGGCUGCUGAAGUGGCAUCUGGCGUUGAUUCCUGGUGUGCUAACGCUUUUCUUGUCAACGGAAAGGGCUCUGUUACAUGUUUGCCUCGCGAUCAAAUCAAUGCCCUGACGACUCCUGCGCAGCGAGCAGUGCUGGGACCCCAAAACCUUACAGAUAUGGCGUGUUGGCCUGCCAAUGUCACGGAUGCAACUUUCAAUUUCCCUCACAACUACAGUGCUGUCCUUCCGACUAUGUUCGAGGGCUGUGUGCCUUCCCAGGGUCCCCAAGAAGUUCUUACUGUCAAUGGAUCCCAACAAUUUGUGAGCUGGGACUUAACCAGUACAUCUGGAGUUAUUCAGAUGACUGUUUCAAUUGACGAGCAUGUCAUGUGGGUCUACGCCAUUGACGGACGGUAUAUCCAACCGAGACAAGUCAACGCCCUCACGAUCCCCAACUCAAACCGCUACUCCGUGCUGAUUCCACUCACCCAACCGAGAGGCGAUUAUACAGUGCGCGUAGUCAGCGCCAGCGUACAACAACUCCUCAACGCUACUGCCAUCAUGCGAUAUCAAGGCACACCGCAGCUCAACAGACCCUCCAACCCUUGGAUAACAAUCAACAAUCAAAACGCAACAGCGAAUACUGUCUUCCUGAACGAGUCCUCGGUCGUCCCAUUCCCGGCACUCGUACCAUCCAACAUUGUCGACCAGACAUUCAUUCUCCAUGUCAGCCGGGUAGGCAACUCCUACCGCUGGACACUUGGCAAUUCAAGCUACGGCCUAGAACUCGAGGAGUCACAGCCACUCCUAUUCAACCAGACAGCUAUUCCCAGCGAUCUGAUUAUCAGAACAAGAAACAAUACAUGGGUCGACCUGAUCAUCCAGGUCGAUUCAAUUUUGCAGCCCGCACACCCAAUCCACAAGCACUCAAACAAACAUUUCAUCAUAGGCCAGGGUAAUGGAACUUUCACUUGGAAUACCGUUGCCGAAGCCGUGCAGGCGAGUCCUGGAAAUUUCAACCUGCUCACACCUCAGUAUCGAGAUACCUCCAAUACACCGAUUCCGAUUACAGGGCCUACUUGGCUGGCCUUGCGGUACCAUGUGGUCAACCCUGGAGCCUUCUUGAUGCAUUGUCAUAUCCAGGUUCAUCAGAGUGGUGGUAUGGCUUUGGCUAUGUUGGAUGGGGUUGAUGCCUGGCCGACCAUUCCGCCAAAUUACUUGAAUGACUCUGGGUUCUAG
Messenger RNA from Penicillium salamii, 1776 nucleotides. NCBI's taxonomy places the organism in Eukaryota, Fungi, Ascomycota, Eurotiomycetes, Eurotiales, Aspergillaceae. The record is from the annotation of a GenBank genome assembly.